Molecule: messenger RNA, 1524 nt
Organism: Talaromyces rugulosus
Lineage: Eukaryota; Fungi; Ascomycota; Eurotiomycetes; Eurotiales; Trichocomaceae
Exons: 1
Coding region: 1-1524 (507 amino acids)
Molecular function (GO): histone deacetylase activity
Source: RefSeq, a predicted model, not a curated record
AUGGCGCGAUCCGCCAUCGUGCAAGAGUACGACACUCAGCCCUCGGCGCGCACCGUCACCUUUAGCGUCGACCAGAAAACCAACACGCAGCGGCAGAACAAUGGCAUCGAACGCCCCCAAGGCUACACCGUGUCGUGGCACGCGAACCCGGCCGUCGAAGCUCACCACUUUGGCCAGUCGCAUCCAAUGAAGCCCUGGCGACUGACACUCACAAAACAACUCGUGCUGGCCUAUGGCAUGCACCACGCCAUGGACCUGUACCUCUCGCGCGCCGCCACCUUUGACGAAAUGGCCGAUUUCCACAAGGCCGACUACCUCGACUUUUUGCGCCAAGUUAUCCCCGCGGAUAUGGAGGCUGCCGAGCAGUCCGACCGCAUCGCAAGCUACAAUUUUGGUGAUGACUGUCCCAUUUUUGAUGGAUUGUAUAGCUACUGCUCGCUGUAUGCCGGCGGCACCGUCGACGCGGCUCGCAAGCUGGUCAACAACCAGUCGGACAUUGCCAUCAACUGGUCGGGUGGGCUUCAUCACGCGAAAAAAUCCGAGGCGAGUGGGUUUUGCUAUGUUAAUGAUAUCGUCUUGGGCAUUCUCCAACUGCUGCGCUUCCACCCCCGCGUCAUGUAUAUCGACAUUGACGUGCACCACGGCGACGGCGUCGAGCAGGCAUUUUGGUCGUCGGACCGCGUCCUGACCGUUUCGUUCCACAAAUACGAUAAGGACAACUUUUUCCCAGGUACCGGCGCGCUCGACAGCAACGGCCCUUCGCAUCCACUCAACCCAGGCGCCCACCACGCAAUCAACGUGCCGCUCCACGACGGCAUCGAAGACGACGACUACCUCCAGCUAUACAAAGACGUCGUCGGCGCGUGCGUGGAAACCUACAAACCGGGCGCCAUCGUGCUGCAAUGCGGCGCCGACAGUCUGGGCUGCGAUCGCCUCGGCUGCUUCAAUCUCAACGUGACGGGCCACGGAGCCUGCGUCUCCUACACAAAAACUUUUGGCAUCCCGCUCCUCGUCGUCGGCGGUGGCGGCUACACCCCCCGAAAUGUGUCCCGCGCCUGGACCCACGAAACUUCGAUUCUCAUCGACGCCGUCGACAAAAUCGACCCAGAUAUUCCAGACACCGUCGCCUUUCGUAACCACUUUGGCCCGGAUUACAGCCUUUUCCCGAAGCUCUCGGAAAUGCGCAAAAUCGAAAACAAAAACACAAAACCAUAUCUUGCCAACGUGCUCACAGCGAUUCGCGAACAACUACGAUAUAUGCAGGGUGCGCCCAGUGUUCAAAUGAGCUAUAUUCCACCAGAUAUUUUGGGUCUGAGGGAAGAUAUGGAGAAGGAGUUAGAGGAGGAGUAUGAUUUGAUGGACGAAGAGCAGGAGGAUCGGGACGGGGCUGGAGUGUCGACGCGGCCUUCUACCGGUGGUGGCAGUGUUGGGGGUGGUAGUAUUGGCGGUGGUGGGAGUAAUGGUGGCCAUAAAAGGAAGGAUUUGGAGCGUGGUCUGGGUACGAGAGGGGAGUUAUCUGCGUGA